UUUCGAAUAGCAAUAAUCCACGAUUCUAACGAAGGUCUCCAUUAUGGUGAUUUAGCAGUAUCAAGCGAAAGCGUUGUUAUCAGUACAACAGCUGGAGGUGCUCCAGCAUCGCCGCCGCAGAAUGAUAUUCCUCCUGACAAGUCUGAUAUCGUAGUAGGAGAUUUAAAAGCACUCAAUAAUUAUUCUGUUGAAUUGAGAAUGAGAAACAAAAAUGGCUCUGGACCACCUGCGACUACUACAGUAUCGACUCCUGCAGAACGACAAAUUACAAAUGUUACAAAACCUCCAUUAAUACUGGGUACAAACUCUACGAUUCUUGAAUUAAACAACCUAUCGCUAGACGAAGAACCUAAAGUGCUGUAUAAAAGUACAAUUGAGCUGAAAGGUAUUGGGUUCCAUUACAAUAAAAAAUUACUCUUUAUUACGGACAGUGAUGGUUAUGUUUCAAAAAUACCUCUCUACCAAGAGUCAAAACCAAAUUACUCAAAUCCUUAUAAAAAGUUCAUAUAUUCUCCCAAGAAAAUUGAUAUUCUAGAACCGCAAAAUUUGGACUUUAAACCAUUAGAUAUCACUGUUGACUGGUUAAAUGACCAGUUGUACAUUUUGGGAGAAAUUAAGUUCAAUACUGCUUAUAUUAUCAAGAGAUGUAACUUGGAUGGAAGUAACUUGAUGGUUGUUUAUGCAGGACUUAGCCAAAAACCUUCGUCGAUACAGAUAGAUCCACUAAAUGGGUACUUGUUUUGGGUGAUUCAGGAUUACAACAAUGGUGGCUUUUUUCGACUCGACAUAAACGAUAUUAGCAAUGGCAUUCCCGCAGACAAGAAAAUUAAAAAAGUACUUAACGAAACCGAAUUAGGUGCCUUUACAUUUGAGUACCAUAAUUUCAACGUAUUGGUAUCUUAUCAAAGACUGAACACAAUUAUGUCUGUUACUUUAGAUGGAAACGACAUAAAAAAUAUUCGAACCACUGUAGCAACAUCCAAACUGUACAAAGUUGUAUCCUUAGCGAUGGAAAAUAAACUGUUUUACUGGACGGAUGGCACAGAUGUCUAUUUCGAAGAUUACAACGAACAUAGUAAAAGUUAUUACCAUAACGCUUUAGUCAUAAACUAUGGAUAUUAUAAAAAAGUUUUUAUAAAUUCGCAAAGUUCCCAACCAUGGCCUACUCCAAUUAAUCCACCAACAAAUGUACAAGCUAUAUUUGGAAUUGAUAUUGCUAAGACUAGAUGGCAGCCACCUCAUUUAGUUGGACUUCAAGGUAUAUUUUUUUUCAUAUUUUUUAUUAAAACUUAA
Diabrotica balteata is the source of this 1293-nucleotide messenger RNA. The record is from the annotation of a GenBank genome assembly. Lineage: Eukaryota; Metazoa; Arthropoda; Insecta; Coleoptera; Chrysomelidae.